Molecule: messenger RNA, 1058 nt
Organism: Solanum stenotomum
Lineage: Eukaryota; Viridiplantae; Streptophyta; Magnoliopsida; Solanales; Solanaceae
Product: agamous-like MADS-box protein AGL66
Exons: 10
Coding region: 245-838 (197 amino acids)
Biological process (GO): regulation of transcription by RNA polymerase II
Molecular function (GO): protein dimerization activity; DNA-binding transcription factor activity, RNA polymerase II-specific; RNA polymerase II cis-regulatory region sequence-specific DNA binding
Source: RefSeq, a predicted model, not a curated record
ACCGCCCACAGAAAAAAUCUAGUGUUGACUAAAGAUUAGCACUGAAAGUUGUUUUCUUCACAAAAUUCUUCUAUCUGAUUUAAUAUUAGAUUUUUUAAACUGGUUUGACUUAAGACUAGCACGUUAACGUAUUAAAUUCUUUGACCUAUUUUUUUCCUUUUUUUUUCUCUGUUGAUCUAUAUCUUUCUCAGUUCAUUGAAGAACAACCUUGCAUCUAACUUCCAGUUCUAGUUUGCAUCUUCUCAUGGGUCGCAAUAAGCUUGUGAUGAAGAAAAUUGAGGAUCCAAUAUCCCGUCAACAGUUCUAUUCAAAGCGCAAGGAUACCAUUCUUAAGAAGUCAAAUGAGUUGGCGGUCUUAUGUGAUACAGAUGUUGCGUUGUUGAUGUUUUCUCCAGCUGGUCAAGUGACCAUCUAUUCUAGCAAAGAAAGUGUUGAGGAUAUCAUGGUCCGUGCAAUGAACAAGUCUGUGAAUCAGCGACUCAUACCAAAUCCAAAUGAACAGCUUUUGAUGCAGAGUCUCACACAGUCAAAAUCUGAAGGCCAAAUGGUUGGAAAGAUAGCUAUUGCUGAGGCUCAUGGGAAGAAGCUUAAUGAGCUCAAAGAAACACUACGUGAAGCACAACAGAAAAUAAGGUAUUACAAACCGCAAGUGGAGAAUAUCAGCUCAGUCCAAGAAGCUGAUGCAUAUGCGCAGUUCCUUAGGAGUAAUAUGGAACAGAUUCAACAAUCAAAAGCAAAACUCUUGGCUGUCCAAGGAUUUCUCCAGAGAAAUGAAUAUCCCGUGGUCAACACAGAGGAUACGGCUGCUGCAGGAACCAGUAGGGGAUGGAAGUUUUGAGGAAACAGGCCGGAUCACGGUGGAGAAGUAGCUGCGGGUGUCCAACAGCUGCAGCAGGAAUAUAAUUAUGUUAAGAACUUAGUAGAAUAAAUAACUUGUCCCAAUCAGGCAAGCAAAAGUAUGAAUAAUGUUGCAUAUAGCUACUAUGUAAUGCAACUUUUAGAAUAUGACAUCAAAACAUAGGUAUUGUGUUUUGAAAUAGAAAACAGUUUGGUUUUUA